Prorocentrum cordatum is the source of this 1895-nucleotide messenger RNA. The record is from the annotation of a GenBank genome assembly. NCBI's taxonomy places the organism in Eukaryota, Dinophyceae, Prorocentrales, Prorocentraceae.
GCGCCCGCCUCCGAGCCGACCAGCGCCGGCAGGGUCCCCACCUCCGCCGAGCUCUUCGCCAAGAUGGACAAGAACGGGGACGGCUUCGUUUCGCGUGCCGAGUUCGAGAACGCCGUCAACCAGGGACAGAUCACGCUGGAGAAGCGCCUCAGUGCCACCUACGAGGAUCCCGUGAACCAGUCGCAGCAGGUGCCGGCGAGGGGCCACUCCAUGCGGAACGUUACGGCGCCGGCGAAGAAGACCAAGCCAUCGGACCCUGCCACUGGCUGCUUCUCGUGCUUCGCGCCGCUGCCCGAGCCCAAGGACGUCGACGCCGUGCUCGUCGGGGCGGGCAUCAUGAGCUCCACGGUCGGCCUCAUGCUGCAGCAGCUGGAGCCCACCUGGAAGAUCACCUGCUUCGAGCGCCUGCACGCGGUGGCCCUGGAGAGCUCCAACGGCUUCAACAACGCGGGCACUGGCCACGCGGGCUUCAUGGAGCCCAACUACACCAAGGAACCGAAGAACCCAAAGAAGUGUGGGCGAAGAGCGCGGACAAGAAGGCCCCGAAGGUGUUGGAGACGGUGACGACAGAGAAGGUGAGUCACGUCUGUCAGCAGUUCAACACCAGCCGCGUGUACUGGAAGUCCCUCUUGGAGAAGGGGCUCCUGCCCGAUCCUGACACCUUCAUCCACCAGACCGACCACAUGGCUCUCGGGAUCGGCAAGGACCAGGUGGAGUUCAUCACGAAGCGCUACGAGGCCAUGAAAGAGAGGGACCAGUCCGGGCUCUUCGCCUCCAUGGAGUUCGCGGGCCCCGACGAGAAGGAGAAGCUUAUGCAGUGGGCGCCUCUCAUCGCGACGGGCCGCGACAAGAACGAGCCGAUUUGCAUGACGAAGGUGAGAUACGGCACCGACGUGGACUUCGGAGCUCUCACGAGGGCACAGAUGGACUCAUUCAUGCGCCUGGGCGGGGACCUCCGCCUCUUCACCACGGUGACGGACCUCAAGAAGGACAAGAAAGACGGCAAGUGGAUUGUCACCACGAAGAACACAAGCACAGGCCGCGGAGUGAGCCUGUACAAGACCCCCUUCGUGUACGUUGGGGCCGGCGGCUGGGCGUUGAUCAUGUUGCAGAAGGCUGGCGUCAAGGAGGUCAACGGCUACAUGGCGCUGCCGGUCACCGGCGACUGGGCCGUGUGUCAGAACCCAGACGUCGUGGCCAAGCACAAGACGAAGGUGUACGCGCCGGGCGCGCCAGGCGCGCCCCCGAUGUCCAUGCCGCACCUGGACUACCGCACCAUCGGCGGCAAGGAGAUGCUGCUGUUCGGCCCCUUCGGGUCCAUCACCCUCAAGUUUCUCCGCUACGGCAGCAACUUCGACUCCCUGAAGGCGCUGAAGCCCCACAAUAUCUGCUCCACGGUGGGCGCCCUCUCGAAGAACAUGAGCCUGGCGGUGAUGCUCAUGAAGGACCCGGGACGUCUUCAAGUCGGGCAGGGGCAAGCUGGCCGACAUCAGGCACUACUACCCGGAGGCGGACCCAGAGGACGACUGGACCCUGAUCCCCGCGGGCGUGAGGGCCCAGAUCAUCAAGAAGGACCCCAAGACAGGCAAGGGCAUGCUGCAGUUCGGGACGGAGGUCGUCACGAACGAGGACGGCGGCGACAUCUGCGGGCUGCUGGGCGCCUCGCCCGGAGCUUCCACCUGCGUGACCAUCGCGCUGGACACCAUCGAGAAGUGCUUCCUGUCGAACCCGAAGAAGCCGGAGAGUUCAAGGCCAGGUGGGUGCCCAUUCUGAAGCAGCUGAUCCCUGGCUGGUCGCCCGACUGCGCCGCCGGCGACAUGAAAGGCCAGACGCCGGCGGACAUCCAGCGGCUGUACGAGGAGACGGGCAGGGCGCUGAAGGUGAGCCCGAUGUGA